Molecule: messenger RNA, 1820 nt
Organism: Galeopterus variegatus (Sunda flying lemur)
Lineage: Eukaryota; Metazoa; Chordata; Mammalia; Dermoptera; Cynocephalidae
Gene: PIGU
Product: phosphatidylinositol glycan anchor biosynthesis, class U
Exons: 12
Coding region: 196-1503 (435 amino acids)
Biological process (GO): protein localization to cell surface; attachment of GPI anchor to protein
Cellular component (GO): GPI-anchor transamidase complex; membrane
Source: RefSeq, a predicted model, not a curated record
CUUGAUACGCCCCGCUUUCCGUUGUUCCCUCUGUCUCGCCGCAAGGCUUUCUGGGAGUGGUAGUGCCCAUGUCUGGUAGCUCCAGCGGCAGCCGUGGCGAGCGCCCAACCGCGGAACUACAGGAGGCGGUGCGCGGGUCGCGAGGCUCCUGCGCCUCGCCUUUCCCUCUCCGCCUGCGCGCCCGCCCCAGUUAUCAUGGCGGCUCCCUUGGCCCUGGUGCUGGUGGUGGCCGUGACCGUGCGGGCGGCCUUGUUCCGCUCCACUCUGGCCGAAUUUAUUUCCGAGCGGGUGGAGGUGGUGUCCCCCCUGAGCUCUUGGAAGAGAGUGGUUGAAGGCCUUUCACUGUUGGACUUGGGAGUAUCUCCGUAUUCUGGAGCAGUAUUUCAUGAAACUCCAUUAAUAAUAUACCUCUUUCAUUUCCUAAUUGACUAUGCUGAAUUGGUAUUUAUGAUAACAGAUGCACUCACUGCUAUUGCCCUGUAUUUUGCAAUCCAGGACUUCAAUAAAGUUGUGUUUAAAAAGCAGAAACUUCUUCUAGAACUAGACCAGUAUGCCCCAGAUGUGGCCGAACUUAUUCGAACCCCUACGGAGAUGCGGUACAUCCCUCUGAAAGUGGCCCUGUUCUAUCUCUUAAAUCCCUACACGGUCUUGUCUUGUGUUGCCAAGUCUACAUGCGCCAUCAACAACACCCUCAUUGCUUUCUUCAUUUUGACUACGAUAAAAGGCAGUGCCUUCCUCAGUGCUAUUUUUCUUGCCUUAGCAACAUACCAGUCUCUGUACCCACUCACCUUGUUUGUCCCAGGACUCCUGUAUCUCCUCCAGCGGCAGUACAUACCUGUGAAAGUGAAGAGCAAAGCCUUCUGGAUCUUCUCUUGGGAGUACACCAUGAUGUAUGUGGGAAGCCUAGUGGUAAUCGUUUGCCUCUCCUUCUUCCUUCUCAGCUCUUGGGAUUUCAUUCCUGCAGUCUACGGCUUCAUACUUUCUGUUCCAGAUCUCACUCCAAACAUUGGUCUUUUCUGGUACUUCUUUGCAGAGAUGUUUGAGCACUUCAGCCUCUUCUUUGUUUGCGUGUUUCAGAUCAACGUCUUCUUCUACACCAUCCCCUUAGCCAUAAAGCUAAAGGAGCACCCCAUCUUCUUCAUGUUCAUCCAGAUUGCCAUCAUCUCCAUCUUUAAGUCCUACCCAACGGUGGGGGACGUGGCCCUCUAUAUGGCCUUCUUCCCCGUGUGGAACCAUCUCUACAGAUUCCUGCGGAACAUCUUUGUCCUUGCCUGCAUCAUUAUCGUCUGCUCCCUGCUCUUCCCUGUGCUGUGGCACCUCUGGAUUUAUGCGGGAAGUGCCAACUCUAAUUUUUUUUAUGCCAUCACACUGACCUUCAACGUUGGGCAGAUCCUGCUCAUCUCUGACUACUUCUAUGCCUUCCUGCGGCGGGAGUACUACCUCACACACGGUCUUUAUUUGACGGCCAAGGACGGCACAGAGGCCAUGCUUGUGCUCAAGUAGCCCUGGAUGGGCAUAGGGCUGCAUGGACCUCAGGGGGCAGAAGGGCCAGAAGCCUGGCCAAGUUCUCCAGCCAGAGUUGCCAGCAGGCCAAUCCGUGGGCAGAAGAGGUUCACGUCCCAGGUCAUGAAUCACUGGCACCAAAGUGGACUGAUGGCUGGCAGAGAAUCCUGUGGGGAGGAGCUGGGAGCACCCCCACUCAGACCCCCACAUUGUGGCUCUGAACACCAAGGAGCCCCCUCCCAGGGAGGAAUGGGGAAAAGGUGAGCAGAGCUUGUUAGAUCGUGUCUACUUAAUAAAUGUUUUUUUGUUAUGAAGAA